Molecule: messenger RNA, 3945 nt
Organism: Pichia kudriavzevii
Lineage: Eukaryota; Fungi; Ascomycota; Pichiomycetes; Pichiales; Pichiaceae
Exons: 1
Coding region: 1-3945 (1314 amino acids)
Biological process (GO): telomere maintenance via recombination; telomere maintenance via telomerase; double-strand break repair
Cellular component (GO): condensed nuclear chromosome; nucleus; Mre11 complex
Molecular function (GO): ATP hydrolysis activity; double-stranded telomeric DNA binding; G-quadruplex DNA binding
Source: RefSeq, a predicted model, not a curated record
AUGUCUAGUAUCUACAAGCUAUCGAUAUGUGGGAUCAGGUCUUUUUCAGACGAAUCUCAAGAGACCAUCCAGUUUAGUAAACCAUUGACGCUAAUUGUUGGUACAAAUGGAUCAGGUAAAACGACAAUAAUCGAAUGCUUAAGGUAUGCAACAACAAAUGAGCUGCCUCCAAACACCAAGACAGGGGCGUCCUUUAUCAAUGACCCCAAUCUACAUAGCUCUAAUGAGACAAAGGCCCAAAUCAAGUUGGCAUUUCAGAAUACCAAACGCGUCAAUCUUAUAUUGAGCAAGAGCUUAAUGGCUAUCAAAAACCCAAGGACGAAGACAAUUAGCUUCAAAACAAAAGAGAACCAAUUAAUGGCUAUACAUCACGGUGAGAAGCAAACCAUCAGCUCUAAGGUUGCAGAUAUCGAGAACCUAAUACCUCAACAUUUGGGCGUCUCCAAAGCUAUAUUAAACUAUGUUGUUUUCUGCCAUCAGGAUGAGAGUCUUUGGCCCAUCAGUGAAUCUGCCGUUCUAAAGAAAAAAUUUGAUGAAAUAUUCGAUUCUUCCAAAUUCAUCAAAAUCUUAGAAAACGUGAAAACAAUGACCAAAGAUAUAAAUGCAACUAUCAAAUUAAUCAACAACAACGUUGAACAUUUGAAAAAUGACAAGGUUAGAGCUGCUAGCAAAAGAAAAUCAAUUGGUAUACUUCAAUCUAGAAUAAGAGAAAAUCAAGCUGUGAUGGACGAGAAGCAAUCGCAAAUUGAUGAGCUCACUCUCAAAUUACAAAAAGUUUACACUUCUAAUCAAGAUUAUGAAAGAACAAUCUCCAAAAUCGAGUCACUUGAACAAGACAAGAAAAAUAUGCUCAAGAAUAUCGAAAGUCUGAAACUAACAACGGAUCUCUUGAAUCGCCCCAAGGAGAUCCUCCUAGAUGAGUUGGCAAACUUUGAGAAUGUUUUAUCGAAUCAAGCCAAGCAAUGCGAGACGUUACAACAUUAUAUUGAUGAUAACAAUUCAAAAAUUGUAAAAUUGAGAAAUGAGUUGAAUCAAACACUUGUUCAAAGCGGCAAUCUGAAAAGUUUGCAUGAAAAAUAUCUUGAAAACUUGCAAAAACGUGAUGAUAUGAUGGGCGAAUUCACUCAUCAAUUGGCGAUCGACGAUAUUUCUCAAUUUGAUUCAAAGUUAUCAUCUGAAUUGAGUAGACUAUCAACUCUGUACAACCAAAAGAAAUCAGAUUAUGAACAAUUGACUAAGGAGAUUUCAGAUAAAUUACUUUCUUUGCAAUUUGCUAAAUCAAAUGAAUCUAAACAUUUACAAUAUCUAUCCACUGAUAAGGAGAAUCUAUAUAGAAGGAUGCAAGAGUUUGAGUCCAGGUAUGAGAAUAUCACAGGACAUCAAACAAAGUUGAAGUCCUUAAAAGCUAAACUCGAUAGUGAAAUUGAAAAAUUGAAGAAAUUAAAGACCUCAAAUGAAAUUCAUACAUUAAACAUGAAAAUUGAUGAAAAAAAUAAUGAACUCAUAUCAAUGGAGAUUAAGUUGGAAAAUUUGCAGAGAAAACUAAAGGAGUCAAGAAUAUCAAUUGACAUACACACAAAGCUGAAAAUUUUGAAGGACCUCAAUAAUUCAUCUUCUAGAGACUUAAAUUCUUCACUUGCCAAUGUCACAAAAGAAUUCCCUGAUCUAUCCAAGGAUACACUAGGGGAUAGCUUUGAAUCCAAUAUGAAAACCUUGGACACUGAAAUCAAUAGGAAAAGGUCUGAGUUGGAAACCCAGAAAUUCAGGAGAAGCAAGUCAAAAAUUGACUAUGAUGUGUCAUUGGCUUCAUUAGGUGAAAAACAGGAGCAAAUUAAAUCUUAUGAGACACAAUUCCUUCAUUUGAAUGACCAGUACAAAUCGAUUUAUGGAGAUAAUCUCACUCUCGAAAAAUACGAAAAUAUAAUGGAUGAUAUAGAACUCGAUUAUAAUGAUGAGUUCCAGCAAUCUAAGGAAAUCCAAUUUCUAUCUGGAUAUUAUACAAAGGCUAAAAAAAGUGCAGAUGAGGAUCAUAAUUGCCUAUUAUGUCGCAGGAAAUUUAACGACUCUGACCCUAAAGAUCAAGAACGACUAUCUGCCUUUUCAGGCCUAUUGACAGUAAGACUCAAUAGACUAUCUUCAAGAGAAGGAUUUGAGGAGAAUGUCAAGCGGAAAGAACUUUUUUUAAACAGUUUACGAGAUUUUAAAAGUAACGCUUUGAAGUUGUUACAUAUUAAAAAAGAGGAAAUUCCCAAACUUUCCCAUAAGAUUGAAGAGCAGAAACGAUCUCUCCUUCAGUAUGAUGAAACCAUUAAUAAAAUUGAGUUAGAUUUAGAAGAGAAGAGAGGUCAACUCAAGAAAAUGAAAAUUUUAGAGCACGAUGUUUCGGUUUUCAAACAUCACUCAGAGGCUAUUAAGGAAAGAGAACUUGAAAUUGAAAGAUUGCAGCAGACCAUUGAAGAGUCUGGAAUGUUUGAAGAUACAGAGGAACUAGAAAGACAAAACUCCUUACUGUAUAAAGCUUUAAAAGAUACCAGAAAUGGAAUAGAAUCCCUGAAAUUAAACAGAGAUGCUAAACAAAGAAGAAACACAGAAAUUGAGAAAGGCAUUGACCAAAUGAAGCUUUCCAUCAAUGAGCUAGAGCUUAAAUCUCUUGAUAAACUUAAUAUUGAGAAAGCUAUCGAAGAAAUCAAAUCCCAAAUUAAAGAUAUUGAGAAAUCAUUCACAUUAUCUCAAGACAAAAUCGUUGAACUAGAUUCCAGUAUUGCCGAAUACGAAUCACAACUAAAGAACCAAAAUAUAAUUAAACAAGAUGAUUUGUCCAAAAUCCAAAAUCAGGUGGAAGAAUUGGAAAAAAUUAAAAAGCAUUUCUCCCAAAUUGAUGAAGAAAUCAAAGGUUAUAUUGAUAACAACAUAGAGGCCAAACUAAGUGAGGCAGAUGAAAAGAUUGAUAGGAUAAACUCUCAAAUAACGCAGCUAAGUUUUGAAAAUGAGAAGAAAAGUGCAGAAUUGAAACGUCUUGAGGCGGCAGUUUCUGAUUCUUCUCACCAGGAACGUAAUAUUAGGGCAAAUCUCAACCUUAUUCAAUUUGAGGAAGACAUUGUAUCGCUUGAUGAUCAAAUAGACCAACUAGAUAUUAAAAAAGCAUACGCACAUAGGAGUGAGUAUCUUUCAACAACCGCUCAAUUACAGGAACAGCAGAAACAGUAUCAACGAGAACUAGCUACUAAACUUGGUGAAACCACGCAAUUGGAGAGACAGGUGACCGAUAUUGCCGAUGAAAUAGAGAGAGAUUACAAAGAUAUUGAUAAGAGAUACAUGAUUGAGUAUGCCAAACUUCAGACCAAGUUAGCAAUGGCCACAGACUUAACUACUGUUUAUAAAUCAGUUGACAACGGUGUUAUGGAGUAUCAUCAAACGCAAAUGGCCAAGAUAAAUAACAUCUUGGAUGAACUAUGGAAGAAAACUUAUACCGGUAAUGACGUUGAGACAAUCAUGAUCAAGUCGGACCCUAUCCAGGGCAAGAAAAAAUCGGAUACCAUGGCAACUAAUAACAGAUCUUAUAACUACAGAGUAGUGAUGAUAAAAAAUGGUACUGAGUUAGACAUGCGAGGAAGAUGUUCUGCUGGUCAAAGAGUUUUGGCUUCUAUCAUUAUAAGGAUAGCACUGGCUGAAUGCUUCUGCUUGAAUUUUGGUAUGAUUGCCCUUGAUGAGCCUACGACUAAUUUAGAUGAUGAAAAUAUUGAAAGUUUAGCUAGAGCGCUUCAUUCAAUUAUCCGAGAAAGGGCAGUCCAGAGAAAUUUCCAGUUGAUUAUCAUUACCCACGACGAGAAGUUUCUACGGUGUAUGAAUGCGGUUGAUUUCACUGAUCAUUAUUAUAAAGUUAUUCGGGAUGAAAGGUUGAACUCCACUAUAAACAAAGUUAGUAUAGCUACUGUGACUGAGUAA